AUGUGUGGAAUCAGUGCCGUGUUUUCACUCCAAGGCUACCCCAUACCGUCGACAGAGGAACACCUGUCAUCUUUAGAUGAUCAGCUCAGCAAGAGUCUAGAUACCAUUCAGCACCGUGGACCCGAUGCGCGCGGUCAGUGGGCGAGCGAGGAUGGCAAGGUUCAUCUUGGACAUGUCCGACUCUCCAUCGUGGACCUGAGCCCACGAGGUAACCAGCCCUUUCACGACAGUGUAGAUGAUGUACACGCUGUCGUGAAUGGUGAAUUGUACGACGAUGAAUAUUAUCGAAAGCUUCUGGGUGACGAGUACGAUUUUCAAAGUUUAAGUGACUGCGAGGUUGUGCUGGCUCUUUAUCGACACUAUGGUCUAUCCUUCCUGUCGCACCUGCGAGGUGAAUUCGCCGUCAUCUUGUGGGAUGCCCGUAGAAAGGUGUUUGUUGCUGCGCGAGACCGGUUUGGAGUCAAGUCACUUUAUUACACCGUCGUCAAUGGUCGCCUUCUCGUGGCGACUGAAAUGAAGUGCUUCCUUCCAUUUGGGUGGAAACCCGAGUGGGAUGUUCAAAGCCUCAGGGAAUGUGGCUGGACGUUUGGUGCUGGGACGAUGUUCAAAGGGGUCCAUUCGAUCUCUCCUGGGCAUUACGUGAUAAGCAGGGGCUUCAAACCUAUUCAGGAUGCCGUUUACUGGGAUGCUCAGUAUCCAGACAAAAGAACCCCUGAAACUCGAUCAGAAGCGGAGAUGAUCGAUAAUGUUCGAAACCACCUGAUGGAAGCCAUUAAAAUUCGUCUUCGCGCCGAUGUGCCAUUGGGAAUCUAUCUCAGUGGCGGAAUUGAUUCCUCCGCAGUGGCUGGCAUGGUCGCUCAUCUGGUCAAAGAGGAGGGUGCUCGACUGGGAAGCGAUGAUAGCCAUCUUCUGUCACGGAUCAAAUGCUUCACAGUGCAGUUUGACAAAAAUAGCGGGGCAGAUGAAUCCGAUAUUGCACAGCGCACGGCCGAAUGGCUUGGUGUUGACUUUCAUCCGGUAUCAAUAACAGAAGAUAUCAUUGUCUCAAAGUUUGAGGAUACGAUUUGGCACAGUGAAGCCCCCCUGCCGGACACCAAUGGCAUUGGGAGACUUGCCAUGGCCGAAGUCGCUAAGUCUCACGGAAUGAAAGUCAUUCUAACAGGUGAGGGUUCCGAUGAGCAUUUUGGGGGAUAUGCGGAAUUGAGGCACGAUUUCAUGCUUGAAACCGACCCCUCAUGGCCCGACUCGCUAUCUGAGACUGAGCUUGCAGAACUAGCUGAAAAGCUGAAUAUUACAAGUAUGUCAGGGGCCAGCUUUCCGAAUAUCAAGAGAGCCCCUGCAUCCACUCAGAGAAUGCUCAACCACUCCUCAAUUCUGACAGUUCUAUCGUCAAUCGGUAGUCUACCUUUCGCCGAAUGGACGAACAUGUAUGCCACAACUAUCCCCGAAACCGCGCAGGUCGAAAGUCUGGACGGACAGAUUCGUGAGGCAAUAAUGAGACGUUGGCAUCCCCUGCAUACUGCAGAGUAUGUCUUUACGAAAGGCUUUUUCUCCAACUUGUUACUUCGGUAUCUGGGUGACAAUAUCGACAUGGUCCACCACGUUGAGACUCGACCUCCAUUUCUAGAUCACCAUCUUACCGAAUACGCAAAUAGUCUUCCACCUAGCCUGAAGAUUAAAUGCUCACUGGAAGAUGGAACUGUAACGGAGAAGUACGUCUUACGAGAAGCAGUACGCCCGUUCGUCACAGAUGAGAUCUACACGCGAACGAAGAAGCCGUACCUUGGACCGACAAGGUUCCCGGAAAAUGGCCCCCUGCAUCAACUAUUUCUUCGCCUGACUACUCGGGAGAAUGUGGACGCUUUGGGAUUCGUGGACUGGGAGGGAGCACAAGAGAAUAUUCGCAAAGCAUUCGAAGAUAAGGACAUGACGUCUUUCCGAUCUGCGUUUGCCACUUGUCAAUUUAUUGUUCUCUCUAAGAGAUUCGGGGUUGCUCAGGCUGCUCCCUGA
Penicillium longicatenatum is the source of this 2010-nucleotide messenger RNA. RefSeq names its product asparagine synthetase B family protein. The coding region runs from base 1 to 2010 and encodes 669 amino acids. Gene Ontology annotation, molecular function: asparagine synthase (glutamine-hydrolyzing) activity. The record is from RefSeq and is a predicted model, not a curated record. The transcript is spliced from 6 exons. NCBI's taxonomy places the organism in Eukaryota, Fungi, Ascomycota, Eurotiomycetes, Eurotiales, Aspergillaceae. Gene Ontology annotation, cellular component: cytosol.